AUGAGUACAGGAGCAGGAACCGGAACGACCAAAGGUGGUAGAGGAAAGCCCAAGGCCACCAAAUCCGUCACUCGUUCUUCUAAAGCCGGACUUCAAUUCCCCGUCGGAAGAAUCGCCAGAUUCCUCAAAGCCGGUAAAUACGCAGAACGUGUCGGUGCCGGAGCUCCGGUCUAUCUCUCCGCCGUUCUCGAGUACCUCGCCGCUGAGGUUUUGGAGCUUGCUGGAAAUGCAGCGAGGGAUAACAAGAAGACACGUAUAGUACCGAGGCACAUUCAGCUUGCAGUGAGAAACGAUGAAGAACUGAGUAAGCUUCUGGGAAGUGUGACGAUUGCUAAUGGUGGAGUUUUGCCAAACAUUCAUCAGAUUCUCUUACCUUCGAAGGUUGGGAAGAACAAAGGAGAUAUUGGAUCUGCUUCUCAGGAGUUUUAA
Arabis nemorensis is the source of this 429-nucleotide messenger RNA. NCBI's taxonomy places the organism in Eukaryota, Viridiplantae, Streptophyta, Magnoliopsida, Brassicales, Brassicaceae. The record is from the annotation of a GenBank genome assembly.